Molecule: messenger RNA, 2595 nt
Organism: Tachysurus vachellii
Lineage: Eukaryota; Metazoa; Chordata; Actinopteri; Siluriformes; Bagridae
Gene: itpkb
Product: inositol-trisphosphate 3-kinase B
Exons: 9
Coding region: 525-2429 (634 amino acids)
Biological process (GO): inositol phosphate biosynthetic process
Cellular component (GO): cytoplasm; nucleus
Molecular function (GO): inositol tetrakisphosphate kinase activity; inositol-1,4,5-trisphosphate 3-kinase activity
Source: RefSeq, a predicted model, not a curated record
CACGCACACGCGCGCACACACACACACACACACACACACACACUUACACUUACACUUACAUUGCGCGCGCGCACACACUUACAUUGUACACACUGCAUUUACAGCUCGAGUGCUUUCUUUUUAAGCCCAUGUGAAGAAGAAGAAGAAGAAGAAGGAGAAGAAGAAGAAGGUGCUUUACGGACUAGCCUUUUUAACCUAUUUAUUUGAACUUUGGUGAAGCUUUUUGAUUGGACAGGGACCGGCAAGAAAGACAAGCGAUUAGACACAGACAAAACGAGGUAUUUGGUGGUGGAUCUACAAAUGUUUGUGCAGUACUGGAGUUAAUACACAGCAGCUCACACAAAUACAUGUAUCAGGAGUACACAGGGAAAGUGAAUGAAGCUCGAGGGCUGGAAUUGUCUCUUGUCGCUCCACAAGUCCGCCUUCUUUAACCCUGACCGCAUGAUGGUUGGCUCCAAAGGCCAGUGGGGUAUCGAUGACUAGGUCUAAAUGGGAGGGCUUCUGGACAAAGCCAGCCUUCUAUUAUGGCUGCUUAUGCCAUGAACUGCCUACUCACGAUGAACCCUAAUAACCUGACUGAGAAGAGCAGCCCUCGGACUGGAAGGCCGGUGCUUCCAGUGCCGGACCGAUCCACAUACAGCCCACGGAUGGGAAAGAACAGCGGUUCUCACAGCCCGGGCAGCUUGAGCCCUAGUUCUUCUAGCACAUCUUUUGUCUUUCCCUCUGGUGUAACCAGCACAAACAACUCCAGAACGCGUUCCCCAUGUCGCUCGCCUGACCUGUUGGGGGUGAACGUGGGCACCCGGGUGCGCAGGCUGAGUGGGACAGACCCUGAGGAUGAGCAGGAGGAGGAAGAGAGGCGUGCUGCUCAGCAGCUCCAGCGCAGCAAGGAACUCCAGAAUGUAGAGGUGAACAAGAAGGUUUAUCUUUUUGAGGCUCAUAUUUCAGCACAGGCCCAGAACAGGGAGCUACAGCGCAGCCCUCGGAUUUCCAGGAGACUGGGCACUGUACAGAAUUCUGCCCCAGUACCUCAGCUGGACAAGCCCAACUCUAUCUCUGAUAUAAACAGUACGGAUGACUGGACUGUCCCUCAGCAGCUGCAGAACGGGAAGAACUCCCGAGGGCUGGAGCAACACGGAGAAAAAAACAAUACAGUUAAUACAAACAACCAAGAUAGUAACCUGCAGGGAAACAAAUCAGCUGACAGGUUGAUUAACAGUUUCUUCAUAUCACAAGGGACCAGCAGCGACUCGACUUUCACUAAGCUAACAGACACGACUGAGGACAGAGCUCAGUUUCAGGUAGAUGCUGAGGACCGGGGAGCCAUCCCUGCCGUCAUAGUUACAGACCACGGAAUAGAUGCUGGCGGAGAGGGCCAGGAGCCUCAGGUCAGCCCACAAUCCUCACAAACCCUGCGAAAGCUCUCCUCUUCGUCUGCCUCUUCCACUGGCUUCUCCUCCUGGGAGGAAUCAGAGGAAGACCUCUCCAGUGACCCGGAACGUACACCUGCCUUCCUCCAGACGCAGCAGAAAGCACAUAAGUCAUGGAAGAAGAUCAAGAACAUGGUGCAGUGGUCUCCAUUUUUAACGUCCUUCAAAAAGAAGUAUCCGUGGAUUCAGUUAGCCGGCCAUGCAGGUAAUUUCAAGGCCGGAGCCUACGGCUGCAUCCUGAAGAAGCACUGUGAGUGCGAGCAGCGCUGUUUGAUCCGGUUGAUGAACGACAUGCUAAAGCCGUAUGUCCCAGCCUACCACGGUGAUGUGGAGAAGGAUGGUGAGAAGUACAACCAGAUGGAGGAUCUGCUGGCCGAGUUUGAGACGCCCUGCGUCAUGGAUUGCAAGAUGGGCGUCAGGACAUAUCUAGAAGAAGAGCUGACGAAAGCCAGGAAGAAGCCGACUCAGAGACCCGAUAUGUACCAGAAGAUGAUUGAAGUAGAUGAAGAUGCCCCCACACCGGAGGAACGUGAGCAGAAAGCAGUUACCAAACCACGCUACAUGCAGUGGAGAGAGACCAUCAGCUCCACAGCCACACUGGGCUUUCGAAUCGAAGGCAUCAAGAAGGAAGACGGGACAGUUAACAGAGACUUUAAAAAGACCAAGACUCGGGAACAACUGACUGCGGCUUUCCAAGAUUUUCUCAAAGGAAACAGGAAUAUCCUGGCUAAAUAUCUCAUCCGGCUUCAGGAAAUCAAGGAAACUCUGGAACUGUCACCAUUUUUUCAGACACAUGAGGUGAUCGGCAGCUCUCUACUCUUCGUCCAUGACAAGCACGAGAAGGCGAAGGUGUGGAUGAUAGACUUUGGCAAAACCACACCGCUGCCUGAAGGCCAGACCCUGAACCACCGUACCCCAUGGGUGGAGGGCAACCGUGAAGACGGCUACCUCUAUGGACUCGACCACCUCAUAGACAUUCUUAGCAACAUGGCCAUGUAAAAAAAAAAAAAAAAGGAGAUUGCUGUGUUCCAAUACUGCUUUUAAUGCGCCUUUGUUGACUUCCCUCCCUUGACUGUUUUACUUCUCGGUGAUAUGUAAUCGAUCUUGUUUAUUAGGUCCCUUUUAAGGACUGAGCACCAGCAAGCGGUUAUGAUUGUUUGUAGAA